CUUCAGACGGAGAUUUGAGCAUCGAUAACAUCCUGUCUCAAUCCAACGACAUCCUGCCUGCAGGCGGCUCAAUGAUGCUGUUGUUUGCACUAUGUCCCCUCUGGGGGCUGGCAGAGUGAUGGGGGGGGUGAGGCUUGGCAGAGUCACCGCUCUCCUCUCAGCUGGAGACGAGUGUUGAAUGUUGGACCGGCUUUUUCCGAGUCUGGCGGCCUUCACAGGAUAUCACUCUGACGGACUGAUGCCCUGGAAAGGAGCCCCCCCCUCCUGACAGCGAGGUAAAGAGUGGGACGAACAGGAGACCCGGGGAUCAUCAGACUUGGAACGGCGCCGUCAUGGAACCGAGUAUCUGUGUUCUGGAGCUGCUGGGGGUCUUGUUCUCCGGGGGGGCCUGGCUGUGCUCACUGGCCACCACCCUGAUGUCCACCUGGCUCACGCUCUCCACAGAUCUGCUCCCCACGGAGAGCUAUGAGCUGGGCCUGUGGGAGACCUGCGUGGUGCAGGAGCUGGGGGCGCUGGAGUGCCGGCCAUACGACAGCCUGCUGGGUCUGCCGCCGGACAUCAUGCUGGCCCGGAUCCUCAUGUGCGUGACGCUGGCCGCCGGCCUGCUGGCACUGCUGCUCGCCAUCCCCGGCAUGCACGUGGUCAACAGCUGCGCUGGCCGGCUGGAGGACCUGCGGUGCAAGCGGGCAAUGAAGAUGGCGGGGGGGGCGCUGUGCCUGGUGGCUGGGGUCCUGGGGCUCAUCCCAGUGUCAUACAUCGCCCACCUCACCGUACUGCGGUACUUCGAUGAGUCGUUGCCAGAGCUGCUGCCGCGCUGGGAGUUCGGAGACGCACUGUUCUGUGGCUGGACGGCAGGUGUGCUGCACCUGGUGGCGGGAACUCUGCUGCUCACUUCCUGUUUAUGUCUGCAGAAGGAAAACUGUAACUCAUCCAUCCCCAUCCCUCUGGUCAGGGUGCAGCCGGGACGCCCCUCCAUCAGGACCAGGUCUGAGUAUGUCUGAGACCCGUCAGGGACACCACAAGUCUGUUUCCAAACCUGCUCUCUGUCAUAUUAGUCCUCUCAUGUCCUUCAUCACAAAUAAAUUCAGCCCAAACGGAACAUCAUAACACAAAGUCUAAACUCUUUAAAAGGUCUAAAAGUUAACACCACUGGACAUUUUCUGGAUGUUGGAUCAGGAAUCUCCCAUGAGAUGAACAAAAACUUUAAAUUAGUGAUCUCAGGCUGAAGUUUGAGGGGAUGUCUCAAAAAUGAUGCUUUCUAAAAAACAAAUUUAGGUUGUUCCAUGUUUUUUUGGUGAUCAAACAUCGAAAGAGCACGAAACUGCAAUAAAAUGCUUAUUUUCUCAACUUAGCUCUUAACCACAGAGUUUUAAACAGUUUAAAUGUUUUAAAGUGUCUAAAAAUUUGUAUAAAUUGACAGAUUCUGGAUAAUAAAUUAGAAAUCUUCCAUGAGACAAGAGAUCUUAAAUUGCCUACAGAUUCCAAACAUCAGGCUGACAUUUUGAGGAAUGAUACUUCCUCAUUAUGUCAAACUCGUCCUCUCGUCUCCUUCAUCAUGAACAAACUCCACUUUAUCAAAAAGUCUAAAUGUUUUAAACUCUUUAAAAGGUCUACAUGUUUACAGCACUGAGACGACAAAACAAACAUUGUUCAAAUCCACAGAAGUUUAAAUUCUACCUGAGAUCUCAAACUAUGUCAGCAUGAAAUUGACGCUUCAACAUGAACAAAUUCAGGUUUUUAGUGCUCCAAGGUCCAAAAGUAACAUCUGGGCAGAGCAUAAACUGCACUGCAAAUGCUUAUCUUCUCAGUGUAAUUCCUCAUCAGAAAGGUCUAGACAUUUUAAAUGUUGUGUUAAAGUUGAAGCAAGCAACAUUUUCUGGAUAUUAGGUCAAACAUCCUUUCAAACUCCUGCUUUUAAAAAUCUACGGAACUUUUUCUACAGAAAUUUUACUUGAGAUCCCAGACCACUUCAGGCAGACGUUUGGGGAAGUAUGUCUGAAAUUAUGCAAAAAUUGAAAAUCUAAAUCCAGGAAGAUCACAAAGCUGCAAUGGAAAUUCUUAUUUUCUCAAUUAACCAGUUUUAAACUGUUUAUUUCAGAUUGUGGAAGAAGAUUUCUAAUCUGACAACCACAAAAUAUCAAGUGGAGCAAACUUUUAGAUUCUUUUAAAGAGUUGAAACCUCAAACUUCAAAAGUAAUUCACAGGUUUAAAGUCUUAUUGGCCUUUAUUUCAGCUCCAACAUAAAUAUAAUUUCUUCUUUUCAGUUUCAGUCUUUCAGAUGUUUUUGUUUUUUAUUCUUCACAUGUUUUAAUGGAGCCAAAGAUACAGAAGAGUUUUAUCAGUGUUUGACUGCGUGUCUCUUUGUGUGUGCAGCUAAAACAUGUUUAAAUCUCUUUGUUUCAUUGUCUGGUGGCACAACUUCAUCCUAUCUUACCUUCAGCAGUGAGGAUGGAAAGAAAAAAAGAUGAUUUAUUGAUUAAAUUCAUGAAAAAUGCUAAAAAGUAUUGAAGGUGAUUAAUGAGUUCAGUUUGGAGUAAAGAAAAUGCAUUUUAGUGUUUAAAAAACUGAGAUCAGAAUGAAAAACAGGACAAAAUGUGUAUAUACGUAUAUUUGUAUAUUGUGUUUGUUGUUUGUCAGAGAGAAGAUGAUGCUGCUGAUGUGUUUUUGUUUAAAAUCACUUUAUGUUCAAUCAGAUCCAGAGGAAAGCUUUGGAACAUAUUAUUAUGAUUAUGAUAAAUGCAUUGAAUCAAGUUGUGAACAUCAUUAGCAGACGAUUGUAAAGAUGAGCAGCGUGUAAAUAA
Messenger RNA from Thunnus maccoyii (southern bluefin tuna), 2801 nucleotides. Its product is annotated as putative claudin-24. The transcript has a single exon. The coding region runs from base 333 to 1001 and encodes 222 amino acids. The record is from RefSeq and is a predicted model, not a curated record. Gene Ontology annotation, cellular component: bicellular tight junction; plasma membrane. Gene Ontology annotation, molecular function: structural molecule activity. Gene Ontology annotation, biological process: bicellular tight junction assembly; cell adhesion. NCBI's taxonomy places the organism in Eukaryota, Metazoa, Chordata, Actinopteri, Scombriformes, Scombridae.